CGCUUUCGUUAUUGCGACAAACUCUCUAGGGUUGCUCUUCCUCCUCGUCUACCUUCGAAAGCUUCUCGCUCGCCGCCGCCGCCUCUACUACUUUCAAGAAUUCCUCUUUUUUUUCUUCGAAAAUGGUUCUUCCCAACGAUAUCGAUCUUCUCAACCCUCCGGCCGAGCUCGAAAAGAAGAGGCACAAGCUGAAGCGUCUUGUCCAGUCUCCCAAUUCCUUCUUCAUGGACGUGAAGUGUCAAGGCUGCUUCAACAUAACCACUGUUUUUAGUCACUCGCAGACCGUAGUGGUCUGCGGAAAUUGCCAGACAGUGCUCUGUCAACCUACUGGCGGCCGCGCAAGACUCACCGAGGGAUGCUCCUUCCGGCGGAAGGGCGACUGAGCGUGUUUGCUCCAUCGAAUGUUGAGAUCUUAAAGGUUUUGAUCAGUUAUUUCUUCUAUCAGUGUAAUCGAAACUGGUUCCAUGUUUUAUUUGUAGGUCUGUGAUCUUGUUGCUCCUGAAUUACUCUAUAUUUCAAUCCUGUCAAUGGUUUUAUUUUGGGAUUAUUAUGGUUUCCAAUUGGUUCUUGUCAA
Messenger RNA from Zingiber officinale, 574 nucleotides. RefSeq names its product 40S ribosomal protein S27-2-like. The record is from RefSeq and is a predicted model, not a curated record. Gene Ontology annotation, cellular component: cytosolic small ribosomal subunit; ribosome. Bases 123 to 383 code for a protein of 86 amino acids. Lineage: Eukaryota; Viridiplantae; Streptophyta; Magnoliopsida; Zingiberales; Zingiberaceae. Gene Ontology annotation, biological process: translation; ribosomal small subunit assembly. The transcript is spliced from 4 exons. Gene Ontology annotation, molecular function: structural constituent of ribosome; RNA binding.